UGUCAGACUAUCGACAUCCGUGAUACGACUGGGUUGUCCGCAACUGGAUCGCAUGGCGGUAGAUGAUCGUUGAACAUCCUGGCAUUCACAAUAGUGCAUGUUUUGCCACGUCAAACCCGAAUGUACCAUCGAGCGACCGUUGACCAAAUUUCCGAGCGGACCCUGUCACGGUCCUCCUAGGAGAUGACAUAUUUUGAUCUACAAGGGUUGUCGGCGGCUACAGUCUUUGUCUGCUCAUGCUGCAAGUGACUGUAGUCAGUGCAUGAAAAUGUGCAUGGGCAUGAGCACACAUUUAUACCGCACAACAUGCCAUGCUGCCUUCGUUGUUCCACAACUCUCCGUCGCUCAAUCGUGGUUAUCACAACCUCUGUCACUCCUUUCAAGACUCACAAACGUCGCGCUUCUCACCCGCUCUGUCGCUCCUUUCAAGACUCGCAAUCGUCCCGCUGCUCAAACUGUCUUAUCGGACGACGCCGAAAUCACGAACUACCAAACAACUCAACUUUCAGCCUCCGCGUUUCAGUCCUCACAGGAACCCAUGUUCGGCUCUCCAUACCAUGGUGGCUAUUCCGCCCACUUCACAGCUUUGUCUCUCAUCAGAGCCAUUCUCUGGCACGUCGUCUACAUAAUUACGACGUUGCAUUCCCUUUCCAGCUUCGUUGACUGGCGCGGUCGCACGACUUCUUUUGUCAACCGCGGAGAAUCUUUCUGGAAAACCGAAAUGGAGAUCGCGAUGGAGCUCACUAUCCACACCUCUAUCUUGACCAUUCUGGCUGUCCUGCGAUGGCUUCUCAGGGAUAUGGACUUGGUCCUGAUGUUGUUGUUCGCGCAAAUACUCUCGACAGCAGUACUGGCUUCCCUUGCGUCCACUUCUGAAAAGCAGCCCGCGCUAUCUGCAACUACUGGAGAAGAGGCGCCACCAAGGGGAGAAAAGUGCGCCUACAGCAUUGUAUAAUUGCGAUGUUGUUACAUAUACCAACUUGCAUCGCUCUGUCAAGUGCUAUCAUCGGCUUCGGGUCUGUCAGCAAUGACAGCAAUUUGUCCUCCACUCGAUUUACUGCUGCGGGUGUGUGGAGACCACGGCAAUAGCUAAUACUUUAAUACAUCU
Molecule: messenger RNA, 1108 nt
Organism: Dissoconium aciculare CBS 342.82
Lineage: Eukaryota; Fungi; Ascomycota; Dothideomycetes; Mycosphaerellales; Dissoconiaceae
Exons: 1
Coding region: 263-955 (230 amino acids)
Source: RefSeq, a predicted model, not a curated record